Molecule: messenger RNA, 3289 nt
Organism: Saccostrea echinata
Lineage: Eukaryota; Metazoa; Mollusca; Bivalvia; Ostreida; Ostreidae
Product: mucin-2-like
Exons: 4
Coding region: 1-3123 (1040 amino acids)
Source: RefSeq, a predicted model, not a curated record
AUGACUAUUGUACAGCAUGGUUUGCCCUUCGGUAAAUCUACAAUUUUUAUCGUUUCAGUUGUGGAGGUAUGCAAAGACAUUGCUGUUCAAUCUAAACACGAAUUAAUAUUAGACACUUCCUUGUUUACUCCUGAUUAUGGAAAAUGUGUUUGUCGAUUCAAUGUUACUGGAGAAUACCUUGAAAUAGGCCAUUUAGACUCUUCCGUAAAGUGUGGAUCAAAAAUAGACUUCCAUGUGGGAACAAGUCCAAAUAAUGAAUCACAGUCAAUAGACUGCACCACUGCCACAGCCGAGUUUAAUACAACUGAAAUAAAUUAUGGAUCAUUAGUUUUAUCUCAGCUAGAAACUGGUGCCGUUGCCACAGGAUUCUGUAUUUCAAUGCAAACUGAACUAAACGCAUUUAUAUCUCUGCAAUGUGAUUCUUUACCGGAAGUAAGCACGGGAAGUAAAAACUCUGAGACCCUAACAAGCACUGAGAGCAAAGUUAGUCCCAUCUCCAUAAAAGACAUGUUUCAAGAUCAGUCAACAGGAGCAUCUAAUGCAAUUAAGGAACUUCUCAGUAAAUCCGGAAUCAGUCAGGAUAGUAUAUUUUUAGAGCCAACCUUGAUUCAGACUCCUAUUAAUUCCCUUGAAUUAAUGGACAAAAUGGUAACUCCUGCAGUAAUUGGAGAUAAAGCAGAAGUCGAUUCAAAUACGCCAAACGUAUCAACCAACGAAUACUCUACAACAACUGCGAAUGUAAUCGAGAAUAAUGUUACUUUCUCAACAUCUCCAGCACCAACAACUAGACAAGACCAAUUCCAAGCAAGUAUCACUUCUCCAUCGACUUCAUCUAGAAAUACACAAAUACCAGCACAAACAACAUCAUCAUCUAUUCAAGAAAAAUCAACACAGAUUAUUGAUAACAAAACAAUCAGCUCACAACCUACUACUAAGCAGAAAUCUGUUGUCACAUCCCCUUCAUCAGCAUCCACCAAAAUUCCUGUAACUACCCACCAGGAAACCAAAGAACCAUCAACCACUGAUUCAGUUGCUGUUACAAGCAGUACUUUAUCAGCCUCCACCUCUGAAACAUCGGUAGAUAUAUCUUUCACCACAGCAACUGUUACUAUGGCAAUGGACAUCUCUAGAUCAAGUCCACUUUCAACCUCUUCAACAACAGAAAAAUCAGCAUCGGCAAAAUUGGAAGAGUCAGCUCUCUUUAAUAAGCAGACUACAUCAACGGUAUCUCCAACCCCCUCAGUUUCUAUAGAAACAUCAACAGCUUCAUCGCCUGGAACAACAAUUAGACCUACAGCAUCUGGAGUUAUAUCAACUAUCAGUAGUUCUGAUAUUACAACUCCUAUCUUGUCUUCAACCAUUCUGGGAAUGUCGACGUCUGAUUCAAAAUCAGCGUCUUCAACACCCAGUUCAGAUUUAACAACAUCUGUUUUAUCUUCAACACCUACAAGUUUGCCUGUUAAAACUUCUACGACAGAAGUGCUUAAAUCAUCAGAAAUGACUACAGAGUUAAAAUCAGCUUCCUCAAGAACACUGGAAACAACACCAAAUCUCGAAUCGAUUUCAAAUCGAAAUGUUACUACACCAAGCAGCAUUACAUCGUCAACGACUCAGCAUGAAAUUUUAUCGUCUCAGGAAAAUUCAUUUACUACCACCAAGUAUACAGGACUCCCUGAUUUAAAUGAGUUAUAUUCAGAAGAACUUCUCCGCAUGUCGUCUUCAACAGUCUCUCCACAGACAAAAAGAACUACGACACCUUCGCAGUCCCAGAAAACAGAUAUACCACAAACAUCUACUAUCCCUACUGAGAGUGAGACAACUGUUGCACCAACAACAGAUCCACAAGUCAAAAUAAACGCAACCAAUGCUCUCCCUGAUUUAAAUGAGUUGUAUUCAGAGGAACUUCUGCGUAUGGCAACAUCUACAACAAAUGGUCCACACACAAAAAUAACAACAACAUCCUCAGACACACAAGGGACGAACGUAACACAAACAUCGAUUAUUCCAACUGACAGAAAAACAACUACUGUAGCAACAAGUUUAGAAGUUAACGCAGCCACUGAAGAAACAGCCAAAUCUACAGAAAUUACAACUAAAGAUUCAGUCAAGGAAGUGCAAACAGUGGCACCAACAACAGAGGCCGUCAAAGAUGAAUCAACAAAGUCUCCAAACACAGCAACAACAGGGGCUGUGAAAGAUGAAUCAACAAAGUCACCAAACACAGCAACAACAGAGGCUGUCAAAGAUGAAUCAACAAAGUCUCAAAUCACAGCAACAACGGAGGCUGUCAAAGAUGAAUCAACAAAGUCUCCAAGCACAGCAACAAAAGAGGCUGUCAAAGAUGAAUCAACAAAGUCUCCAAUCACAGCAACAACAGACAGCAUACCUGAUACGACGACAUUAAAAGCAAAAACUACGAUUACGACAACAAAAACAACAGUACCAUCAACAACAUUUAAGCCAACAACAGAGAAGGUGAUGCCAGAAAUAUCAGAAAAAGCAACAAAAGUUCCAGAAAUUAAAGACGCUACCACUCCAAAGGCAACCGUUGCACCUACCAUCAAACCACGAGGUGAUGUGGAACCGGAAACUGCAAGACCAAUGAUCGUAGAAAAACCAGUAAUGACACGGUUACCUCCCAUUGUUAUUCCUAUUCAUUCAACAAAGGAAAUUACUCUUAAACCGUCAUUCAAACCUGGUCAGAAAACCCCCGAAAAAGAUGGAAGUAGCAAACCUCCCGCAGACCUUUCCACUGUCGAUGACUCGGAACAGCUCGAUGAUGACACAAUUACAGUUAUUGUGGUUGGUUCAGUUAUCGGAAUCCUGGUUUUCAUUGCAAUUAUCGUAAUAUUGGCUACCUUCUUAAAAUCAAGGAGAAAUGCCAGUAAGCAAACGGAGGAGAAAGACGAUAUUGAAAUGAAUGGGGGAACCAAAGGAAUUGAUAAUCCCCUGCUUCAGUUGGAGGAGGAAGAGUCUGCGGCCAAUGGAUCAGCAGGACAAAGUAACGGAAAGGCAAACGGAGUGGUGGAAGGAAAAUCGGCGGAAUCCACCAGCGAAAAUGGAAAUGCUACCACCUCAGCGGAAAAUUCUAAAGAAGAAAAGGUUGAAGUGAUUUCUGCGUGAUCUCUAAUGAAUACAAAUUAAUUAAAACGCAUAGGUUUAUGGUUUUAUACACUUUCAGUGCCAAAGAGGCAGUAUAUGCAUUUAUGGCAUUAAGGACUCGAUCGCAUCCGAUCUUGAGAUGAAAAGCUAUUUACGGUACAGGGUACCAACAUGUACAUUGCAUAUU